This is a messenger RNA of Alligator mississippiensis (American alligator), 1851 nucleotides long. It is a transcript of the gene CIMIP1, whose product is annotated as ciliary microtubule inner protein 1. The record is from RefSeq and is a predicted model, not a curated record. The transcript is spliced from 4 exons. Bases 1 to 435 code for a protein of 144 amino acids. Lineage: Eukaryota; Metazoa; Chordata; Crocodylia; Alligatoridae.
AUGCCGCCUCUCGACAGCUCUCCGACCCCUGUCACUGCUUCACAGAGCCGUUUUACCACUUUCCACACCUCCUUGGCAUACAAGCAGAGCCAUAGGAGGAAAAGCUGUGUUCACAAGGAACUAGAGGCUGCGAGGAAAUGGGCCAACAAAUGGGGGUUUUUAGCGACAUCUCCUGAGGAGUUGAUCAAAAAAGAAAAGAAAGAACCCUCUAAACCUAAGAUUGAGCUUCCAGAACAUUUACAGAUCCGACCUCUGACACCACUGGAAAAAUAUAUUAAGGCCAAUCCAUCUCCUCCAGUCCCUAAAACUACUCAGGGGUUUAUUGGCUGGAGAUCAUCUGUGCCAGGGCUGAAACUUGAACAUGGUUAUCAAAUCCGAAGCUGCAAAGGUGCCUUUCACAAGGAUUUGCGGUGGCCAGAUGGACCCUGUGAUUGACAUGAAGAAAUAAUGAAUAAGCUUAUUGAUCCAUUUGUUUUCUCAACCUAAGUUGAAUAUUCAAUAGUACAAACAGCAGACUUUAAGUAGAUAGUAAAGCAUAAGUAUUUACAUGAUAUCAGCAAUAUACUUGGCAAGAUGUGAGAAAUUUAGUUUAGCAUAUCAGUUGUUCAUGUUUUGUUGAAACCUGCAGUAUACAACCUGUUAGUGCUGCUUAGGUUUUACUGAGAAAAAUUGCUCUGUUAAGACCAAUGGACAAAUACAGCUCCUCUUAAGAUUAGCAAGAGCGUGAUUUGAAUCCCAUUCCUGUCCUCAUACCCCCGUAAGAAAAUAUUUUUGUAGAAUAGUGAGUGCAUGUAUCUGUAAUAUUUUCUCAUCUCAUGGCUCUCAUUUCCUGUGCCUUAUUUUGAAAGAAUCAUCAAGAAAUGAAAAAAAGGAAAAUCCAGGGAAUUAUAGACCUAUCAGACUGACGUCCAUCCCUGGAAAGAUCUUGGAGAAAAUCAUCAAGGGAUUCAUCAGCAACAGGCUAACAGAAGGUAACCUUCUGAGUGCCAGCCAACAUGGCUUUGUUGCUGGAAGGUCUUGCCUGACCAACCUCGUCUUCUUCUAUGACCAGAUGACACAUUGCCUGGACAAAGGAGACGAGGUUGAUGUCAUAUACCUGGAUUUCAAGGAAGCCUUUCACUUGGUUCUUCAUGAUGUCCUCAUGGUUAAACUGGGGAACUGUGGCCUCAACCAUCUCAUGGCCUGAUGGCUAAGGAACUGGCUCUGGGGACGGACCCAAGGAGUACUAGUUGAUAGGAACAAAUCAACACGGCGCGAGGUAACCAGUGGUGUCCCUCAGGGCUUAGUACUCAGGUCAGUACUGUUCAACAUCUUCAUUAAUGACCUGGAUUUGGGCAUCAGAUGCAGACUAGCAAAAUUCACAGACGACACUAAACUAUGGGGGAAGGCGGUCACACUGGAAGACAGUGGCCCACCUGGACAUGGUGGAUGGACCAAAACCUCAUGGCAUUUAAUGUGGAGAAGUGCAAGGUGCUCCACCUUGGAAGGAAAAACCAGCAUCAUACUUAUACACUCAGCAGUGCUUCAUUCGCUAGCACCAUGACCAAAAGAGACUUGGGGGUCUUGAUUGACCACAAGAUGAACAUGAGCCACCAAUGUGAUGCCGUGGCCAACAAAGCAAACCAAACACUGGCAUGUACCCAUGGAUGCAUCUCAAGCAAAACCAAGGAUGUCAUCCUCCCACUCUAUUUGGCCUUAGUGAGGCCACCGAUGGAGUACUGUGUCCAGUUUUGGGCCCCCCACUUCAGGAGGGACGUGGAUAAGCUUGAGAGAAUCCAGAGCAGAGCCACCCAUAUGAUCAAAGGCCAAGAGAGCAAAUCUUAUGAGGAGAGGCUGUGGGACGUGGGACUC